AGAACUUGGAAAUGAGCAGUUGGUAAAUAAAAUUCCAUUAUAAUUUUAUACUUUGGCUAUUAAAAAUUUGUUAUCCCUGAAGUACAGGUAUAGUACAGUGCAGGGCUGUUACUUUGUGUCGAGGACCGGGGAUCUCCUCGGCUUCUAUGAGCAUGUCCCUGGCCCCAGCUUCUUUCGUAGGAAACAAACUCUUUUCUGUGUGGCUUUUCAGGUGGUUUUGGUGUCUAGGAAAUUCCAAGUUCAUUCCAAGGCAGGAAAGGCUUUUCGUUCAAAUUUGAAGAGCUACAUAGCGUCAACAUCAAUGGCAGAAGGCUGUUUGCAGUAAGUUCCUGGCAAUAUUAAUUUUAUAGGGCGCUUAAGCAAAAACAACGGUGACGGCUUCGAAAACGUCACUUAAAAAGUAAAUUUGCACUGCUUCAAACUUUAUCGCGCUUAUUCCAACUCGUUUAGUUCGUCAAAUGUUGGCAAAUUUUUCUGGAGCUGAAUUCAAAAAGACUGUAUCAAAGUUCAGGAAAAGAAAAAGAAAGUCGUUUUCUUGUGUUCACGUCCACGACAAAACGCGAAAUUAGUCACUUUCACGUUGUAGUCGUGCAUCGACGUCAAAAAAAUGUACAAAUAUCGUGAUGCAUGUAUAAAGUUGUUGUUUUGCCAAUCAAAACCUAUUGGUUUUUUGCCGUUCUUGUUGCCGUCGCCGUCGUUGUUGCUUAAGCUCCCUAAUUAUUUUGACCCUGUUACGAGGCACAAACCCUGUAGUCUAUACAAAGUGCCUUGUAUGUAGGCCUUUAAAUCAGUUAGCAAUAGUUAUUCUUCCCGAAAGUACAGAUAAUGUACUUUAAAAGUAAUAAACAUGAUCAUUAUUAUUUCUACCGUUGCAGCCUUGGUGUGCGCACUAUCACGGGAACAAACACAUUUAUGGUUUAUGAAAUCUGGGCAAACAGUGAGGAUUUAAACAGGUCAGAAAUGUUAGCAUAAUAAUUUAUUACAGUUAAGAAACCUCCAUGUCCAACCACCCCUCAUAAGCGACUCGCUUCUGUAAGGGAUCGUGUAUCCUGUUCAAAGGACAUGACUAUAAAAUCUCUUAAAAUUUAAUUACAUUUUUUGGAAUUAUUAUUCAAUGCAAUAACAAGUUUCUUCAAUAAAAUGUGUGGAUGUUUUGACAUUUUGUGCGAUGUUAUUACCGUAACUUCGAACGGCUCGGCCCAUGUACAGUACAGGUUUUAGCUACCCGAAAGUAGCAACCCGCCAAAAGGAGGAGGAGAAAGCUGCUAAAUCCGAAACUUUACGGUAGGAGACUGUUGCAUCUGGCUUAGUUAUUAUUACAGAAUUCAUGGGCACAAAUCCAAGUGGAAUUUAGCUUUUAUUUUACACGAUUCGUUUAAAUGUUCCAGCAAAAUAACAUUAUAGUUUUAAUACUUUUGUUAACAGCCACUUUUCUUCAGACACCUCUAAGAUGUUCAUGCGUGGUAAUAUUGAUCACUUAGAGCAACCUGAAGAGUACCACAAGAUGGCUGUUCCUGGUAAGUUGAAGUUCCUUUGGAGUAUUAAACUUAAAUUCCCGAAUGAAAAUACAACCAUCGGGUUGCCAGCGAAUACCUUUACCCCCACCCUGCCAGCAGUUGCCAGCCAAUACCUUUACCCCACCCUGUCAGCAGUUGCCAACGAAUACCUUUACCCCCCACCCUGUCAGCAGUUGCCAGCGAAUACCUUUACCCCCACCCUGUCAGCAGUUGCUAUCGAACACCUUUACCCCCACCCUGUCAGCAGUUGCUAGCGAAUACCUUUACCCCCACCCUGUCAGCAGUUGCUAGCGAAUACCCUUACCCUCACCCUGUCAGCAGUUGCUAGCGAAUACCUUUACCCCCAGCCUGUAAGCAGUUGCCAGCGAAUACCUUUACCCCCACCCUGUAAGCAGUUGUCAGCGAAUACCUUUACCCCCACCCUGUAAGCAGUUGCCAGCCAAUAUCUUUACCCCCACCCUGUCAGCAGUUACCAGCCAAUACCUUUACCCCUACCCUGUCAGCAGUUGCCAGCGAAUACCUUUACCCCCACCCUAUCAGCAGUUGCCAGCGAAUACCUUUACCUACACCCUGUCAGCAGUUGCAGCGAAUACCUUUACCCCCACCCUGUCAACCGUUGCCAGAGAAUACCUUUACCCCCACCCUGUCAGCAGUCUUCCUUUCUUUUCCUCGAUUUUGGCGAACUCGAGAAAGAUUCUGCAUGAAUCGAGUAAAAUCUUCGUGGCAUGUUGCUAGGAUGUAGUUCAUCCCAGUCAUCUCAGUCUUCCCAGUCAUUAGUCACCCCAGUCAUCUCUGUUAUCACAUUUCAUUUUUGCUUACUGUUUCCCUUUUUAUACUACUACAGCAGAAAAUUCUGCAAUUUGAUUGCUUAGAGCAGUAGUAUUUCAGCAUAAUUUGAAAUACCUACAUGUGAAAAUUACAAACCUUUUGCGGGAGUAGUAUAAACAAAUAAUAUGAUUUGUACGUGAUAUUGGCAUAAAUACCACUCGUGAUAUUUCAGAAUUGUCUCAAAUUUCACUCGCCUAACGGCUCGUUAAAUUACGUAUAACAAUUUCGAAAUAUCACUCGUGGUAUUUAUGCCAAAUAUCACUACAAAUCAUGCUAUUACCUAUACUAGCACUGUUUACAUGCACUUUUUUGCACUUUCGUUUUCUAUAUAUAAUAUGUCCACGAAUCAUGCUGAUUUCUGAGCUUUUGAUAAUGAUGACAUAAAGCCAUCGAAACGUCAAGUUUCUUUUAUACCGUUAAUUUUUCUUUUAAAACACUGUUUGCGUUCUCUUAAAUUUCUAGCUUCUUGGUGGAGAGGACCAACCAGCUGA
Messenger RNA from Porites evermanni, 2836 nucleotides. Lineage: Eukaryota; Metazoa; Cnidaria; Anthozoa; Scleractinia; Poritidae. The record is from the annotation of a GenBank genome assembly.